CUGCCAUCAUUUAUAGAAAUCAUGGUAAUCAAUAGUAAACAUAUUUCUUUCACAUUUUCUUCUACUCCUUCAUAUCUUGCAAACAGAUAUGGACAAAACAUAUUAGCGAAGCAAUUGAUCUCAUCAACGAGCUGCAUUAUAUGUCAGACGAGGACAUCGAUAAUUCAGCGAUUACCUGGUAUUAUGCUCUUUCCUUAGAAUUAUUCUUAGAAGCUGGAAUAUUUUUGGAAUCUUACGAAUCCUGUCUCCAACAUGCCAAAACACUCACUGCUUGCAAUACGAAAGGUUGUGUUUCUCGCGAUCCAGUCUGUCUUACUCGACUUUUAAGUGGUUUAUGGAUUUGGCAAUUGCGAAUGGGAUACAGAAUUGACGAAAGUUAUGAACUAACCGUGGAUAGUUAUACGAAAGAAGUUAAACAUGAUGAUUUUUCUACAAUUGUCACUUGCUGCCAAGGCUUAGAAUGCUUUCUCCUAGUACUAAUUCGUUGUAUAAAUUUAAAGAAAGCGAAUCAACUUAUCGAACUUUUCGACGGGAUUCAUCAAAUCACAAAAACUCUCAAUCGAGUUUCGAAACGUGCUCCAUUCAUAAAACCGUUUCUCUAUUUUUUUAAAUCUCAUAUAAAUAUAAUUUAUGGUAAAAAAUCACAGAGAAAUAUUUACUUGAAUAAGGCGGAAAAAUGGUCUCGUUUGCAAGAUAACAAGAUUGUUAUCGCAUGGAUCAUACAAAAUAAACGGGCUAUGACGGUCUGUAAUCUCAAGGAAUAUUGGAUUGAAAAUAUCGCAUAUAUGAAUAAUGUUCACUGGCAGGAUAUUGAGAAAUAUGACUUAGAUACUUGGGCUUCCAUACUCUAUCCUUUACCGAUCCCAAAUACAUGUUUGUAAUAAAAACAUAUGACAUAUAACUGUCAUCCUGCUUGA
Vespa mandarinia (Asian giant hornet) is the source of this 917-nucleotide messenger RNA. RefSeq lists its product as uncharacterized. Lineage: Eukaryota; Metazoa; Arthropoda; Insecta; Hymenoptera; Vespidae. The record is from RefSeq and is a predicted model, not a curated record.